Nanorana parkeri is the source of this 2610-nucleotide messenger RNA. Its product is annotated as semaphorin-3B-like. Gene Ontology annotation, molecular function: semaphorin receptor binding; chemorepellent activity. The transcript is spliced from 19 exons. Lineage: Eukaryota; Metazoa; Chordata; Amphibia; Anura; Dicroglossidae. Gene Ontology annotation, biological process: semaphorin-plexin signaling pathway; negative regulation of axon extension involved in axon guidance; positive regulation of cell migration. The record is from RefSeq and is a predicted model, not a curated record.
AUGAUCCAGACACGCCGGCUGGAGACGGGAUCUGCGCCGGGAAUGAUGUCACAGAAGUCGCGCCGCCAUCUGCGCAGGAAACACGACGUUCCACAUGCUGCUGAUGCUGGACAGGAAGCCGCCUCCCCCCCUGCCGGCCGCCUCCCCCCCGCACCGCAGGAGAUGAGGUCCCUCAGCUGCUUCCUGUUUCUGGCCGCUCUGCUGUGCCGAGGUGUUCAUGGGGAUUCCGCCAUCAGCCCGCGCCUGAAGCUGUCCAAUCACGAUCUGUCCCUCCACGGCCUGCGCACCUACACCCUCAACCGCUCCUGCUGCUACGACACCCUCCUGCUGGACGAGGAACGCGGGCGCCUCUUUGUGGGCGGGAAGAAUUACCUGUUGUCGCUGAGUCUGGAUGACAUCACCAGGAACGAGCUGGCGGAAGCUCCCGGGGUCGGUCAGUCUCAUUAUCUAAAGAUCAAUAUGGGAAAUGAGAUCGAUUCCUGCUCCUCUUAUCUCAAUACAAAUCUACCCGUCACGGGCUCACUGCAGUCUUUAAUGACAUCCAAACUCCACAAUGCCCCUGGAGACGAAUUAUACUCCGGAGUCGCCACGGAUCUCAUGGGACGAGACUUCACCAUCUUCCGCAGCCUGGGUCGGCGCCCGCCCCUGCGCACCGAGCAGCACGAUUCCCGCUGGCUGCGCAGAUAUAAAUAGCAGCGAGUGUGUAACAAGCCGAAGUUCGUGAAGGUUUUCUGGAUCCCCGAAAGCGAGAACCCGGACGAUGAUAAAAUCUACUUCUUCUUCCGGGAGACGCCGGUCGAGGGGCUCGGAGGCAUCAAACAGUCGUACGCUCGGAUUGGGCAGAUAUGUCGGAAUGAUGUGGGAGGUCAGCGGAGCUUAGUGAAUAAAUGGACGACAUUCCUCAAGGCGCGACUUGUCUGCAGCAUGCCGGGGAGUGAUGGCGGAGGGGACACGUACUUCGAUGAGCUCCUUUCCGUAUCUCGUGUCUCAGAGCCGAAGUUCGUGAAGGUUUUCUGGAUCCCCGAAAGCGAGAACCCGGACGAUGAUAAAAUCUACUUCUUCUUCCGGGAGACGCCGGUCGAGGGGCUCGGAGGCAUCAAACAGUCGUACGCUCGGAUUGGGCAGAUAUGUCGGAAUGAUGUGGGAGGUCAGCGGAGCUUAGUGAAUAAAUGGACGACAUUCCUCAAGGCGCGACUUGUCUGCAGCAUGCCGGGGAGUGAUGGCGGAGGGGACACGUACUUCGAUGAGCUCCGUGAUGUUUUCCUGCUGCAGACCAGGGACAGGAGGAAUCCUCUCAUCUACGCUCUCUUCUCCACCUCCAGCUCGGUGUUCCGCGGCUCGGCGAUCUGCGUCUAUACCAUGAGUGACGUCCGCAGGGCCUUCCUGGGGCCCUUUGCUCACAAGGAGGGGCCCAACUACCAAUGGGUGUCCUAUCAGGGCAGAGUGCCCUACCCCCGGCCGGGGAUGUGCCCCAGCAAAACAUUCGGCAGCUUGGAAUCCACCAAAAACUUUCCGGACGACGUCCUGCAGUUCGCCCGCAACCACCCGCUCAUGUUCAACCCCGUGGUACCGGGAUCCGGGAGGCCGAUCUUCCUGCGGAGCCACAACGGAGUCACCCUAACCCGCCUGGCCGUGGACAGGGUGACGGCCGCGGACGGGGAGUACGACGUCAUGUUCAUCGGAACAGAUGUUGGCUCGGUGCUGAAGGUGAUCUCGGUGCCCAAACACAGCUGGCACCACCGCGAGGAGCUGGUCCUGGAGGAGCUGCAAGUCUUCAAGAACGGCUCGGCGAUCACCAGCAUGCAGCUCUCCUCGAAGCGGCAACAACUGUACGUGGGAUCGGCGGUCGGCGUUGCCCAGGUGCCUCUGCAUCGCUGCGGCGUCUACGGGAAGGCCUGCGCGGAGUGUUGCCUGGCUCGGGAUCCCUACUGUGCCUGGGACGGGAGCAGCUGUACGCGGGACCUACCCAACACAAAGAGGAGGUCCCGCCGGCAGGAUGUAAGAAACGGCGACCCCAGCAGCCUGUGUUCCGGAGAGCCGCAGCGGGUGGCCGUGCAGGAGAAGCGCUUGUUCGGAGUGGAGGGAAGUACGGCCUUCCUGGAGUGUCUCCCCAAAUCCCUGCGCGCCCAGGUCACAUGGACCCAUCAGAAGUCUCCGGAGUCCCCCAGGAAAGAGGUGCAGUUUGACGAGCGCGUCAUCGGCACGGAUCGCGGGAUCCUCCUGCGCGCGGUCAUGAGGCGUGACACCGGCACCUAUCUGUGUCACUCUUCGGAACACGGCUUCACGCAGCUCCUCCUCCAGCUGAGCCUGGAGGUCAUUCCGUCAUACCGGGCAGAGGAGACCCUGGGCCCCCACCGGGUCCCACCCAUGAGGUGGUACCAGGACUUUAUGAAGCUGGUCCAACAGCCCGGCUCCAAAGGCGAGAACGUGAAAGCGAAGGCCCAGAAGUGGAAACACCUGGAGGACAAGAUCAAGGUGAGGAGCCGCCGGACGCACGGGCACCAGAGGGCCGACCGGGGCCCCCGCAGCACCACCAGUUAGGUGAGCGGGCUCCCCAAAAAGUUGUGGACUUCUGAAUUGUACAAAGGCCGGUGCGGGAGGUCCUCGGCA